Molecule: messenger RNA, 32724 nt
Organism: Alligator mississippiensis (American alligator)
Lineage: Eukaryota; Metazoa; Chordata; Crocodylia; Alligatoridae
Gene: BMP5
Product: bone morphogenetic protein 5
Exons: 7
Coding region: 695-2056 (453 amino acids)
Biological process (GO): SMAD protein signal transduction
Cellular component (GO): extracellular region
Molecular function (GO): growth factor activity; cytokine activity
Source: RefSeq, a predicted model, not a curated record
UCUCUCUUGAAGAGAGCUGUUAUAUUUGUGCUUGCUAGAGUUGGAAAUAACAGUUAAGAAGCUGAAAAGAGUUGCAUGGAUUUACAGGGUUUUUUUUUUUCAAGUAAAUUCAGGGAAACACACAAAUUUGAUUAGUACAUGCUUUAGAAUUACUUUACAUUAAGGCAAUUCAAAAGAUGUUAAAGUUAUCACCAGGCUGCUGGACAAAAAUAUGUUACAUCACCAAGGUGCAGAUCAAGACGAAUCUUUGAUUCAGGACUUUAUUUUGGAAAGAGCGCAAGGUGUACGAAGACAAAAUAACAAGGGAAGAUAACUCGGGGAACUACAGUGUACCAGAAGAUCAACUCUUGCUAAUACAGCUCCCCACUAAAGACCGGGUUAUCUAAAGUUUAUAUAGGAAUGCCUAGGUCAGCUGACAAAGUUCUGUUCUUCUGCUCCAUAAAUGCAGAAAAAACGAUAACAACAGUGGAAAAUUGGAAGUCUGAAUUUCAGCUUUCUUAGAAAUAACUGCAACCUGACACAUUCCAUAAUAUUUAAACAGGGAGGGGGGAAUCACCGAAAAUGUUGUGUUUAGAGAUGACAUUGACCUGAAAAAUAGGUAAAUUUUAUUUUUCAGCCAUUGGGAAAGCAGACCUCAUAGGAGCUCACCACAAGUAGGACAAAGAUUUUUGCCUUUUUUUUUUUUCUUUCAAGGAUGAACCGAACUGUGCUCAAAGCUUUUGUGGGCUUGCUCUGGAAUUGCUGGGUUCUGCUGGGUCACGCACAGGGAGGUUUAGGAGACAAUCAUGUCCAUUCAAGUUUUAUUUACAGGAGGCUGCGGAACCAUGAGAGAAGGGAGAUCCAGAGAGAGAUUCUCUCUAUCCUGGGUUUACCUCACAGACCCAGACCCUUUUCACCAGGAAAGCAGGCUUCUUCUGCACCCCUCUUCAUGCUGGACCUGUACAAUGCCAUGACAAAUGAAGAGGAUACUGAGGAGAUGGAGUAUUCACUAAGGGGAUCAUUGGGAGGUGAGAGCAGAGGGAUAAGAAAAGGAUACCCUGCAUCUCCAAAUGGAUAUUCUCGGAGAAUACAAUUGUCUCGCAUGACCCCCAUGACCACACAGAGUCCUCCUUUAGCCAGCCUACACGAUACCAACUUUCUGAAUGAUGCUGACAUGGUCAUGAGCUUUGUCAAUUUAGUUGAAAGAGACAAGGACUUUUCUCAUCAGCGAAGGCAUUACAAAGAAUUUCGGUUUGACCUGACUCAAAUCCCACAUGGAGAAGCAGUGACAGCAGCUGAAUUCCGGAUUUACAAGGACCCAAGCAGCAGUCGGUUUGAGAAUGAAACCAUUCAGAUUAGCAUAUAUCAGAUCAUCAAGGAAUACCCAAACAGGGAUGCAGACCUGUUCCUGUUAGACACAAGAAAGGCUCAAGCUCUGGAUGUGGGCUGGCUUGUAUUUGAUAUCACUGUGACCAGCAAUCACUGGGUGAUUAACCCACAGAACAAUUUAGGUUUGCAACUCUGCGCUGAAACUGGAGAUGGUCGCAGUAUCAAUGUUAAAUCAGCUGGUCUGAUAGGAAGACAUGGGCCUCAAUCAAAGCAGCCAUUCAUGGUUGCAUUCUUCAAGGCGAGUGAAGUGCUGUUUCGAUCUGUCCGAGCAGCCAACAAUAAAAAGAAAAAUCAGAAUCGCAACAAAUCUGGUAGCCAUCAAGAUUCUUCCAGGAUGCCCAGUGCUGGGGAUUAUAACACAAGUGAACAAAAACAAGCCUGUAAAAAACAUGAACUUUAUGUGAGCUUCCGUGACUUGGGAUGGCAGGAUUGGAUUAUUGCUCCAGAGGGUUAUGCGGCCUUUUACUGUGAUGGAGAAUGUUCUUUUCCACUCAAUGCCCACAUGAAUGCUACCAACCAUGCCAUUGUUCAGACUUUGGUUCAUCUUAUGUUUCCUGAUCAUGUACCCAAGCCAUGCUGUGCACCUACAAAACUGAAUGCAAUCUCAGUGCUUUACUUUGAUGAUAGUUCUAAUGUUAUUUUGAAAAAAUACAGAAAUAUGGUGGUUCGUUCAUGUGGCUGCCACUAGAAUGGAAAAAAAAAUCAAAACCAGAGUUUAUUCAGACUUAUAAGUCAGGAUACCAUCCUUGCUGCUGAAAAGCCAGCCCUAAACUUAUUCAAUUUCAUGUCAUCUCUCAUUUAAAUGUACAGUUUAAUGUAUAUAGUAGCUUUUAUUUAUUUAAAGGUAUAUAGUUUCUUUUGUAUGAGCAAAAUUUCAAAACAGUUUAUUUUAUGAGUCACCUUACUUAUGUAGUAGAACUUCCAAAGCAUAUUUUCAAUUGAUCAUGCUGGGAUCUAUUUCAUUCCAUUGCAAUGUUUUAAGGGAAAACCUUUGUAUAGUGUUUUUUUUUUAAGUUAGAAACUCCAGAACUCUUGUGACUGUUUUAUAUUGUUAAAGGAAAUGGAAUACAUUUGAUUAAGUUGUGCCAAUGAAAACUAUGGUGGGAUAUUUAUUUAGAAGAGUCACAGAGAAAAAAGAAACCUAAAUAGAAUGCUUGACUAAACAUAAUUUUUAUUAUAGAAGUUCUGCUCUAUUAGAUAAAGUGAAAUGUUGAACAGUGUUUGAAUAAACAAAUGGUAGAUAGAACAUAGGAACUGGAAGACUGCAUAUAAUUGUUAUAACUAUUUUCUUUAACAAAAUCAGUGUAAAUGGAGGAGCAUGUUACUUCUUGGCUUGCAGGUUGUAGAUUUUGCAAAAGGCUCAAAGCUUCAGGAGUUCUGUAGAUAGCCUUUAUCUAUAACUUUCCAAGUCAACAGUAGAAAAAGCUGAGGUAUAAUCUUCUUACCUCAAAGACAUCAUGUUGACCUAUUAUAUGUAACAUAACAGAUAUUUUUUUACUUAACAAUGGCACAAAAUAAAGAAACACGUGAGUCACCCUACGAUACAGGUAAGAGUCACUGUAUGUGAAAGGAGAAUAGUCAUGAAAGAAUUGGUUCUUUUUAGCUCUCCUUUCUUGCUGAGUUUGCUAAUUUGGUACCCUGAGAGGCAUUUAGAAAGAUAGAAAAUAUACUGAUGUCCUGCAUCAGCUGAGGCCAAAAACGUAUCCGUUCAUCAAGGCUAGCAACUGACAUUACACAUAAACUGGUUUAAGUGAUCAGAAACUGGUUUAAACCUGUAGCAGAACAAAUGUUUAGUGCACAUAAACCAGUUUGAAAAUGGCUGAAACUGGUUUGAGAUAAACCUGGUUGAAUGUAGAAUCAGACGUAACCGAUUUGGCUCAAACACUGGUUUAUGCAAUGUCUGUCCCAAACCCGUUGCUGGUUUAAGUUAAAUCAGAGACCCCCAGCAUCCUGUCUCGCUCUCUGGGCUUGGUGGGGCUCUCUGCUCCACAGCAGAGCUGGCCCCUCCCCUCUGCUCCCUGGCUGGAGCUCCGGCAGAGACUUGCAGGCACAGCAACGUCUGCCUGGCUUCCUUCUGCUCUCCCCCUCCCCUCACCACUCUCUGCUAAGCAGGGAUCCCCUGUCCCCUCUGCCUUACACAAACACCUCAGCAUUAGCUAGCAGGCCACAUGCUGGCUACAGUCCAUGCUGUGGCAGACAGCAGUGUCAGCUUAGGGCUUUUUGGAGUUAAUAAACAGCUCAGCUGGUAAUGUCCCUCCCUUCCUUUGUUUAAGAAGAACUUGAAAUAAUGAUAGAGGCUGUUUAUUUUCUGAUGGGGUGAUAAAUGCUGGUAACAGAGCUUAUAAAGGCUGUGUUAUCAAGGCAGGGCACUCUCCCUAAUCCUGCUGAGGCCUGGCCUCAGCUCAGCUCUGUGAAGGGAAGGGAAGGCUGCUGUAGUGCCCCCUCAGCUUCUAGCCUGAGCCACUGCAGGCAUGUGCCUGCAUGUCUGGGUUGUCUGUGAAAUUACAAAGUGAUUUAGCCUGGCCAGAUAGGUAAACUGACCUGCAAAGAUUAAAUCAAUUCAGGCUCAGGCUUUUUGAAUGUCUGUCUCCCUAGCCUUAGUAAUUUAUCUUUGCUAAUGGCCUCAGAUGUUUCAUAGGAAGUUGAAUGAAGCCCCUGUUGCCAUUUGGCCAUUGUGGGUAAUUUUUCUUCCUGGUAUGAUUUCUAAUACAGUAGACCCCUGAUUUACGCAAGUAUUGCAUUCCGGGGGAAUUUCUUGUAAGUCAAAUUCAUGUAAGUUGGAACAACUUUCCCAUAGGAAAUAAUAAAAUAGUGAGGGGUUGCAUACCCCAGACAUACCUUAGUCAUAGCAUUUUUUUCCCCUUUUCUCAGCAGAAUUGCCUUUAGGAGGCGCAUCUAGCAUCUCACCUAUGCAUCUUGAGAUGCCGCUACCACAAUGGCAGCACAAUGGCGGCACAGCUCUGCUUGAUUCCACCUGCAAAUCUUACAAGGCGUUUGCAUAUAUAUGUAUGUAUAUAUGCAAACCUUGUGCAUGUUGAGGGGCAUUUUUCAAUCCAGACCCUAAUAAAAAAUCAUGGAAAUAUGAGACACGCGUAAGUCGGAAUCGCGUAAAUCGGGGGUCUACUGUAGUUAGAGAGUAGUUUAAAACCCAAAGGUAUGAGAUUUAACAGGUGUUUCUAAUUUGUUUAGAAUUAACUAUCAUAGCUGGUAUAUUCUUACUACUUAUAUAAAUAUGAAGUCCAUUUUUGAAUCUUGCUUACUUUUUGCCUGCAACAUCCUGUACCAGUUUCACAAUUACACAUUGUAUGAUUUUUUUUCCAUUUAUAGUUUUUGAAAUUACCACCUUUUAAUUUUAUUAAUGUGUCCUUUUUUAGUGUUAUAAGGACAAUAGAAGCUACUAAUCUGCCUUCUUGACACCAUUCAUUAUUUUAUAGGCUUUAUCAUGAAUCAGCUCAAUAGAAAAACUGCUAUAUUAAAGAAGUUCUUAAAGCGUUAUUUAAAUUACUAAGAAACAUCCAGUUCAUACCAUAUUAUGUCUGUUCAAGUAAAUCCAGUUUUGCUGUGGUUAUUUAAUGCAUAGUCCACAGAACAAGUGAUUAUGUGUGUACAUGUGUGUGUGUGCAUUUUUGUUUUUUGUCUUCCUGCCUUUCUUUCUUUCUUUCUUUCUUUCUUUCCACAAAUUAAUUUAUUUUAUCUUCCUGUUGGAAAAUUCCCUUAAGUUUUUUGUUAAAUGUCCAUUUACUUUUUGAAAAACUAAAAGGUUUUUUUAUUCAGAUAUUUCCUCAAAUCAUUACACUUCAAUUAUUAUUUUAUACUUAAUUUGCUUCUAUACCUAUGCCUAAUUGCAAUGUACAUAUAAUAAUGUAUAUUCAUGAAAUUUCUGCAGUAAAUUACUGUUUGGGCCAUUAGAUAAUUGCACUUAAAUUGCAUAAGUAAUUCCUUCAAAAAAGUUUUGGGUUUGUUUAUGGAUGAGGUAGAUGAUUAUGUUGUUUUAAAUCCAAUUUAUUCUAAAUAGAAUUUGAUGGAAACUGAAUUUUGGGUACAUUAAGUAAUAUAUUUUGAAUAAUGGUGUACCAUUUUAAGAACAAGAAACUGAAGAUUAUAUUAUUCUUUAAAAUUUGAUGUUGGAAUAUAUUUCUAUAUUUGAAGAUAUAAUAAACUUGUAAUACUAGUUUAUUAUCUCAUGGUUUUUGAUUCUGAGCCACAGAGUAAUAGAAUAUCAAAUUUGUGUUUUUAUAAAGCCAGAAAGAAAAAGAAUGUGACAAUGUGGAUAGCCUAUGCUGUAUUUCACAUCUUUUAUUAGAGACAUUUGUUGCACAAUUAUUAUAUUAUAUUCUCUUCAUUACUUUAUUUUUCUUUUUAUUACUUUAAAGGCAUAAUAUUUAGCAGAACCAUAUACAGUGUAUAUUCAGGUUAUACAACUCUCUAUUAACUAUUAAAACUUGGGUCAGAAAAAGGAAGGAUGAAACAAAAUGUUCCAGAAAUUUCUUAAAAUACUUCAGUGUCUUGCAGAGAAGGAACAGUUGACAAACAAUAUUUUCAUGUGUGCCAAAAAAAGUAUACACGGCCCUUUGGGUUUUAAAACACCUUCUUCCUAUAAUAGCUAAUAUAAAACUUUUCACAUUUCUGUAAGUUUUAAAGAUAUUUAUGUAACAUUUUUUGUAAAAAAAUUACUAAAAUUAUUCUAUUCCUAUUUGGGAUUCAGAAGGGAGCUUUAUCAUGUUUUAAUAAGCUGAAGCUUUCUUCAUCUUUACAGACUAGGGUUCAGGAGGGAAAGGGGAUCUGUCAGCACUGGCUAUCCAGUAUCUCAAAGAUCUAAACACAAAAAGAGUAAAAAGUACUAUAUUUCUACCAGAUUAAUUUCUUUUUUAUCAGUCAGAUCCUCUUUAUAUUAAUCAUAAAGCUAAAAUCACAUACAGGUAAUAAUACAACUGUAUGCAUAAUUAAGGGACUUCAGUUUAUUUCUAGAAGACCUGUACUUUUAUUUCUUAGCUGCAUUCACCCUGUGUAAAUUGAGGUUACAUUCCAGUGUUGCACCAUUCUGUAAAAAUCAAAUCCAUAUAAAACAGAAUAUUGACUGAAAACAAGAGCUACAUAAUGAUACAUUAAUAAAUGGAUGUUGAGAUGGAUGACACCAACCAAUAUGAUAUUUUUUCAGCCUCUUUACUGCACGUCUAGCAGUAAAUACUAUUCCUGAAGAAGACUGGUUAUCUAAUCAUGUCCUCAAAAUAAUUGUUUCUGCAGUUGCCUCUUUGGAUGCUGCAGUUGAUUUCCCAUCUUUAGCCUGUGUUUGCUGUACCUCCUGUACUUUACUAUUAGUUCUUAGGUAGGCGCUGUCCAUGUGCAAACUCUGUCAAAUAGCUAAAAUAUCUAUAAGACACUGUGUUCUUUGGCUUUGCUUGAAUGUCUUUUUUUUUCUUUUGCAGAAUUGUCCCAUAUAGUGGCUAUAUAAGGUACAUUAUUUAAUAACUUUUAUAAAACCCCCAAACAAAUUUGGGGGUCAUGUUAAGUGCUGUAUAACUAUAUCAUACAAUGGCAAUCCCUAGUUCCUCCCAAAUUAUGCUACACUGGUGCUAACAUACAAUUGCUACUUUUGUAGGCUGUUAGCUGCAUUUUAUUUGUAAUCUAACAUGUCUAACUUGAAGUAGGUCUAAUUGUGGUAUACGCUGUCAAUAUUUCUUGUAUUCUUUUUCCUGGCACCUAAUUCUUGGAAUACUAACUUAGGUCAAUAAGUUUUGAUGCAGACAAAGAUGAUUUUAGUUUUUUACCCAUAAGUCUCUGUGCCGAUGAUCCCAAUAACAUGUUUUUAAACAUUCAUCCUGAAUAGUCAUUCAUUCUAAAUAUGAUUCCCCUGAAGCCAGAGCCAUUUAAAUGUAGUUUUUUUUCCAAUCUGUAGUGACUUUUCUGCUCUCACAUUCAACUGUGCAUAGUAAAAAAAUUGUCAAGUGGUGCUUACAAAUGAGCCAUUUGAGAAUUACAAAUAGCAUCUGUUACUGGCUCCUCUGCAGUCACAUGACCUGCAAAUUGUGAUAAAUCAUGUGUUAUUUCCUACUCAACAUCUCAUGCAAGAGUUUCAUUUAAAAUAUAAGAGUAUUAAGACAUAUUCUUCCCAUUUUAAAUAACAUAGGUCAGCAUCAGCCUAGGGCCAAAGGUAAUUAGGAAUGCCAUGUGAAUUGGAUAGUUGUUUUGAUUCUCUUUCUUGUCUUAUUAGAGAUUAUGCAGUUCGAUAAUUUGGAUGACAGCACGUAUUCCUAGCCAACUAGACACUUUGAGCUCUAUUUCUCCACUUUUUAAUAAUCAGGUAGGCUUAAUAAUUGUAAUUCUUACCUAAUGCUUUACCUCUGCAGAUCUCAGAAUGCUUUAUGAAAAUGUUAUCUCAAUUUUAUGGAUAAGAAAAAACAGAUCUUGAGAGGUAAAGUAAUGUGCCAUGUGUUAACUUGCAAGCCUCUGGCAAUCUAAAGAAUAAGACGAUGUCUCCUGUCCAAGUUUAGGGCUGUAUUCAUUAAGCAAAAUAACCCCGUAUUUAUAUAUGCAUUUCAAGCUCCUCUUUCUGCAGCUUCUAAGACUUAUUAAUUAUAGGCACACUUAAAACUUAUCUAGACAAGCAUUUCAUGCUUCCUGUUCAAUUUUUAAAAAUCUAGGAUCACUCUCACUCCUGCUUUUUCCUCAUGUUUGACAGAAAGCUUAAUAGUGAAUUAAGGAAACCUGUGAGAGGGGAUCUUGGGGACAGAUGUUGGCUGGAGGUUGUAUGUCGGCACAUUUCCUAUGGAACUCCUUCAGUAGAGAAUGAAAGUGAAGCUGGGCUGAAGCAGCUGUGAAGUCUUAGGGGCUCUGCACAGUGUAUCUUGCUCUUCUGUGAAAACAAACUGAUCCUGAGCCUGAGGAGAACUGUUGAUUGGUCUGCUGAGGUGCAAAUGCUCCAAGGAGAAAACAGAGGGGAUCCUAGUGCUGUCUUCUAUGCCUUUGACCUGACCUCUUUAUGGUAAUGGCAAAUGUGGUCCCAGAAAUGAGGAGUUUUGCUACUGAAUUUCACAGAGAUUGAAAACGGAACAAGAUCAGAUAGAGAAACAUAGUAUUUAUAUUGAAAUACAAAACACUGAUCCACUUCAAUAGCUUCCAGAUAUUAAUAUCUGCUACCUUUAUCAACAGUGCCCACAUCAUAUAUAUAUACACAGGAAAACACAUUUCUUUCUUUUGGGCCAACUACAUUUCUAUCAAUUUAAUUCAUUUUAAAAAUCAGUUGUUCUCCUUUAACCUCUGAAAGUGCUUUUCUUCCUAGCCUUCUCUGUGUUUUAUCUGUUUUAUUAUUCAGACCUAACAACUCCCGCAGGAAAUGCUCUUGCCUAGACUGUGUUUCAGAAACAGAAGAAAGACAGGGCCUGCCAAGUCAGUUACUUGUUUAAGUAGGAUGUUCAGCUUAAAUAAGUCUGUUUUCUUACUUUUCCUUUUCCCUUUGGACAUAUUUGGGAAGCAUCUUGGUUCAUCAUCUAUGUAUAAGAUCUUCAGGGUAAAAAUUACAACAAAAUGCAAGCCAUUCCAGGAUCUGAAUGAUACUAAAGCUUUUAGCAACCAGAAGAAAAUAAGAAAGUGAAUGGAUGGCAUCUUCAUACAAACAACCUGGAAAUACAGAAUCAUAGCACAGCAUAGAUUACACGCAGCAUCUUAAUUAAAACAAUAAGAUUCCUAGUUUUGGACUAAGUUUUGAAUUCAGUUUUGCCUUGUCACUGAAACCAUUCACAAUUUAUUCAUUAUAGUUGAAGAGAAGUAUCAUUAUUAAUCUAAUAAACAGAACAAAAUUAAAAGGAUUGUUAAUAGAUAAAGCAUCAAAGUAUUGCAUUACUUUGGAUGGAAAGCGUCUGGCUGCAAAGCCACAGAAAGUCCAUCAAUGUCCAUGAUGGUAUUCCUGAUUUAUUUUAAAAUAACUGAGAUAAGAAUUUGGUCUACAACAUUUCUGGAGUAUGUUUCUUCUUCAGUUUGCAUUCCCAAAAGCAAAGUGCUUGUCUUAUUUGGGGGUGUGUGGGAUGCAAGGAAAUACAGUACUUCCUUUCUGAUGUUGGGUAAAUCACUUUGUGCAUCCAGUGCACUCAACUUCUCAAAGGUUUUUCGCUACAAGGUAGGCACCUAAAUAUCUGUGAGGUUGAGGGCCCUGUUUUUCUGUUUGUAAAAUGAUAACAAGACACUUGAAUAUGAUAGCAAUGGGCGAUAUAAGUGUACCUAGAAAAAUUGCAUAAGUAAAGCAUAGCCUAUACAUAGUUUCAUAGUAGUUAGGGUCAGAAGGGACCUGAUCAGAUCAUCUAGCCUGACCCCUGCCACAGGCAGGAAUGAAUGCUAGGUUCACAAGACCCCAGACAGGUGAUCAUCCAACCUCCUCUUGAAUUUGCCCAAGGUAGGGGCGAGGACCACUUCCCUGGGAAGUUGGUUCCAGAUUUUGACCACCCUAACUGUAAAAAAUUGCCUUCUGAUCUCCAACCUAAACCUAUUCUCCAUCAGCAUAUUACCAUUGUUCCUUGUCACCCCAGGUGGUGCUGGGGAGAAAAGGGCUCUACCUAUUUGCUGUUGAUCUCCCCUGAUGAGUUUGUAGGCAGCCACCAGGUCCCCCCUCAGCCUCCUCUUGCUGAGGCUGAACAGGUUCAGGUCCCUCAGUCUCUCCUCAUAGGGCCUGUCCUGCUGCCCUCUCACCAACCAGGUGACCCUCCUCUGAACCCUUUCCAGGCUGGCCACAUCCCACUUGAAGUGCGGUGCCCAGUACUGGAUGCAGUACUCCAAUUGCGGCCUGACCAAUGUCGCAUAGAAGGGGAGUAUCACCUCUCUGGACUGACUUGAGAUGCACCUUUGGAUGCAUGACAAGGUAAGGCUGGCCUGGCUGGCUGCGGUCUGGCAUUGGCGGCUCAUGUUCAUCUUGGGGUCAAUAAUGACUCCAAAAUCCCUUUCCGCCUCUGUGGUUUCAAGAAGGGAACUCCCCAGCCUGUAUGUAUGCUGUGGAUUCCUUCUCCCAAGGUGCAGCACCCUGCAUUUGUCUACAUAAUUUUUAAAAUUUCACCAUUAGAAAAUUGCACCUUAAACGCAUCUAAGAGUUUCUUUCUGAAUCUUAUUUCCUUCUUUUUACAUAUAUAUCUAAUUCUGUUAAUUUUGUAACAUCCAAACCAACUCCUUUCCCUUGCGGUUCUUAUGCCGCAAGUACUGGGUGACAUUUGUGCCCAAAGAUGUAUUUGGUCAAGCUUAUACAUAUCUGUUUCUCUUAACCAAUCCUUAUGAGUUUGUUUUUUCAGCCUCUGAAUUAAAUAUGCUUCUGUUUACUGAACGCUCUGCACAUUAUCAGAAUCUUUCUUGAAGAGACUUGCCCAGUGUCCCAGGGGCAACGGGGUUAGAGGGAAACCCCGGCCCAGAGCCAGAGGAAACGCUCACUUAUGCUUUGCAGGAGGUGAGAGCUGUAGCGGCGUGCAGGCCGGGAAACCACCCGCAAGGCUUGUUAGUCACGCUUUCAUACAGCUGGAGCGGAGUGACGUCAGAGAGAGGCGCCGCUUGACAGAAAUAAAAUGCAGCCCCAAAGGCAGAGGGGGUGCGCUGCAGGAGGAUGCGAGGCCCGUAGGGAAGCCCGAGACCGGAACUGGGCACCUGCAUGGGGUCUUUGCCUUGGACCGCAUAGGCUGCAGCAGCGCCGGGAGUGGCGGAGGCUGGGAGAGCCGCGGCCACGAGGAAGAGCGGCGAAAUUGACGAUAGAGCCAGCAGAGGCACCGAGGAGGAACCCGGAGAGAGGGCCAGCUUGAACCACCGGAGAGGUAGCCGGGGAAGAGCCAGCAGGAACUCUGGUGAGGGAACCGGGGAAGAGCCGGCAGGAACCACUGGUGAGGGAACCAGGGAAGAGCCGGCAGAGACGCUGGUGAGGGCAUCGGGAAAGAAGCCCGCAGGGGCGAGAGGGCCCAGGACACGCAGUCCUCGGGCCAGGGACAAGGAGCAGAAGUUCCGCGACCGAAGGUGGCAUUGGCCAGGGUGUAGGGGAGGUCGGAGCCCCGUGAGAACCCACCCAGGGGCAUUUUGGCACUGGAGGCCGCAGAGAGGGGGGCCCCCCUGCUGUGGGCCCAGCUGAGACCUCAGUCGGCGAGUUCUGGGGAUCUGCCACAGGCUCCCGGGGCACACUCCGGGGACCUUCCAGUGAGGCCGGGGCAGAUCCAGUUAGCCGCCUGUGCAAGAGUUGCCCGAGAACGCCUUCUUGAGCAGAGACGGGCACACCCAGAAUUGAAUAUAAUACCCCACUUGACUUAUUACUACCAUUUACCUUGUGUCAUCAUUAGCAUCAGUGAAAUCUUUAUGCAGAUGUAAAAUUGUCACAAACUGAUUUUUUCCCUUACAAGACAUGUAGCUAAAUAAUGAUGCAGAGAGCUACAUUAACUUCAUAGCACUACUUUUACAAAUAACCAGAUAGUGUGAUUGCUCUAUCAGUGCGCUUAUUCAGAGUCAACAGAAGCAAAGUCACCUCUCCUUCCAUAAUUCAGUCUUUAACCCAUUUAAUUUCCUCUUAAGAUUUUCACAUUUAGAGGUCAGUCCAUCAGGUUUCCAAAGGUUUUAAGAAUAUGGUUGUGAAAAAUGCAGGCAUGCCUAUAUGAUUACAUGACUUCUACUUCUGCACAGAUGUUCAGAGGAAGAAAAUUAGACAGGCCUGUAGGCAAAUUGAGGGAAAGAAGAUGAUGAAGGCAGAAAUGAUAUAAGAAACUUUUUUGGCACAAAGAGAGCUAUACAUGGAGAACAGAGGUGCAGAGAUAGCCACAGAUGGCUUUAUCUCUUGGUUUGGUUUCUGGCUAUCUAAAACCCAUUUGUUUUGUCUCUUUUCCUGUAAUUAGUUUACUCAGAGCAUCCCAAGGAAUAAAAUGCCUUAAGGAGGAACAUGGGUGGCCUGAAUAAUAUUUUCUUUUAAAUUCUUCAGUCUGCUAAGUCGCUCUGGAUGCCUGCUAUGGUGAACAGGGAUUUAUUUUCCAUGUAUGUAUGCAGGUAUUUAUAGCAUGUUCAUCAACAUGGUAUCUGAACACUUAAAAGAAGGUGCAAAGUAGUGCUAUUCAUUUGUUCCAACUGCUCCUCUCUAUACUACACUGACACUUUACCAAAUCAAACCUUUACUUUGUUGAACACAGUUUCUUCUCUGCUUCCAGACCCUUUCACUUUUCUGUUCCUGACUUGUAUAUAUUUGUCCAUUGAUGCUUGUGUCUCCAUGCUUCCUUUACGUCGGGGGUGGCUAACCUAUAGCACCUGUACCACAAGAAGCAUGGGCAAUCUCUGUAUGUGGCAUAUGACAGUUCAGGGAGGGGACAGGCUGCACAGUGGCAGGUAAGGCAGGAAGCAGAAAGCAGAGCAGCAGAUCAGACAAAGAGAGGGAACUGGAGUGGCACUUAGAGAGGGGGCAGGGCUAAUUUGUGGCAUGCCUGCCAAAAAGGUUGGCCCCCACUGCUCUAUGUCAUCAAUAAUAUCAGGCUUGUCUACCUGUUCCUUAUUUUCUCAUACAAAUGUCUCUGAAGUGUUGUCUCUGUUGUUCUUGAACUCAGCCAUACAGGCCUCUCUCUUCAGGACCUCAUUAAAGGGGUUCCAGCAUUAACCUGGAAAUGUAGUGUUCAAAUAUAUGCAAGUGAAAAAUAUAACAAAAAAAAUUAUCCUCAUUUCUUUCAUCCUACCUUUACCUGUCGCAAUAAAAACCUUUAUACUACACUGGUAGUAUCUAUUGUUCUAGAACAGCUUACCAAAAAAUGCUUCAGAAUUUUUUUACUGUAUUUGCUAUAGCUGGAUUAAAUAGAAAUAUUGCAAAUCUCAUCUCUUCAGUCCUUCACUGGCCCUUUCUACAAAAUAUACUAUGGGGGUGUUUCUGGGGUACUGUACAUAUUACUCUGAGAAGUUGCUUAUUUUAGGGUAUCUCUCUUUUUAUCUGUUUUAUUUCUGUGUAUUAUUUGCAUUCAGGCAUAGUGUAAAUGUGUCUGUUGGAGCAGAAGAUAGCAUAUCUUCGAAAGUCUAUAACUAAUAUGUGAACAACAGUUGUUCAUACAAAGAAGUUGAGUUCAAUUAAUUGGUAUAGGCAUUUAGUUAUCCCUCAGAUAAAGAAAUGCCCCUGGAUUCUGUGGUUUGUAUUUGUAUCUCUGAGUUAGUUAGAAGACACACGUAGGCAGGUAAAUUCAUACGUAACUAUAAAUCUGAGCCCAGCUUCUUCUUGGUAGUGUAUAGAAUAUAGUGAGCAUAAUACACUUUCUCUUUGUAAAAUAUACAUACAGCUGUAGAGACUUUAAACUGGAUAAAUUACAUUAAUCUAUGGGGUGGCUGAGCAAAGGUGUACUAGACACAUGCAUCUACAUCACAAUCCACGUUUGUCAAGAUGUUGGUUACAAAGGACCAACUCACAGGAUCAUCAUAAAAUUUUAGUUUAUUAGAUGGAUGCAAAAGUCAGAUUAUAAACCUUGGGGCUGAUCUCCUGAAACACACACACAUUCACACACACUCACAGUAGCUAGCUAUGGACAGUAAGCACCGGUGUCAAGAUAUACCUAUCCCCAAGCACUGGAAUCUGCCGUCAAUGGCCAGUUGGGGCUUCUUUCAGUGCGAUAUUGCUACAGAAGUGGGUCGCUGGCUGGUUCUUCUGGCUGGGCAGGCAGGGUGCUGGUCAGGUCAAAGAGGGCACCAUUGGGGGUCAUUCUUCACUGCCUUUUAUCCCUCUCUGGCAGACUUUGGUGACUCCCCAAUUUUCAGGCUUACCCAAUCCAGGGGUUAUUGACCUUGUGGGACACCCCCCUUGCUGGUUGCUGGAUGGAAGCUGUCAGCCCCAGGGGUCGUGUCUGCAGGUACACACAGUCUUGGGAGUCCAUUGAUGAAGUUUGAUUAAUUCACUGCUGUGAUGAAUAGGGCUCUGGGGGCAGUUGAUUGAGGGGGGGGGGAGGGUAUUUAGUCCCAAGAGUCGGUCUUUGGCAUUGAUUAGUUCAAACUGGGGCUUCUGUACCUUCAACAGUGAAGUUUCAGGGAGUUGCUGAUUCUGUAUUGAUCCUUUCCUCUCCUUAGUGUGUGGUUUCAUAGGUGUUAAUUGCCACUCAUUAAUUUGUUAUCCUGUCUAGCUACUAUGUUAUGCAAUCAAUCAAGAUUCAUUCAGGGACCCACCCGCUCCAUACAGAGAAGCUGUGGUUUGAUUCCUGCCCCUGCUAACAUUGUUACAUGGUACAACUUACUUUUAAACUUAAAGUACAUUUGUUACAAAGUUAAAAAGCAUAGAAUAUAAAACAUAAAAAGGUGAAAUACCAUGGCACAUACAACAAAUAGACCAAAUACAAUGCGGGGGGGACAUACUGAUGCAGAAUACUAUUUAAUACCCAUAAAAGCAUCUACAACUUAUAUUUUAUUAAAAGUACAACUUAUUUUCUAUAAAAAAUAAUAAUAAUGUAAUAAAAGAAGAAGAGGGAGGAAGGAAGAAAAGGUAGAAAAGAGAAAUCAUCCCCAAAAGGGGGAAAAUACUGCAAAAGGGGCUUUUUGCCAAAUGGAGGGGCUUCACAUUGGAGGCGGGGCAGGCAAAAAAAGGGUUUCUUACUACAAGGACAGAUGUGUAAAGAUGGCAAAAGUUGCAGGCCUGUUAGUUCUGUAGCUCAUGAAAAUCCACUAGCAUUGGGAAACAGCUUUUUAGAUCACUGUAAUUUAUAGCCCUUGUCCUCUUCUUUGAGAGAGAGCUUUUAUAAGUGAAUGGUUACAUGAUAGAAGAAUUCACCUGUCACCCCUGUUUCUACUCUGCCUUGCAUGUGCUUUUCUAAUUUGGCUGCUAAUUGGAAUCUUGUGGAAAUACCACAAAAUAGGGUAGCAUGAUACUUCUUUUCCUGUCUUUCUAGCUGGGUCCUAAAAUCCUCCAAGGAUGGAGCUUCCACCACAUCUCUGGGUCACCUGUUCAUGUUUUACUACCCUCCUAGUGAGAAAAUUCUUCCUAAUAUCUAACCUAAACUUCCCUUGCUGCAACUUGAGACUGUUGCUCCUUGUUCUGUUAUCUCUCACCACUGAGAACAGUCUAGCUCCAUCUUAUUUCAAAACCCCCUUCACAUAGUCAAAGGCUGCUAUUACAUCCCCUCUGUCUUCUCUUCUAUAGACUAAAUAAGCUUAGUACCCUCAGUCUUUCCCCAUAAGUCAUGUGCCCUAGCCCCCUCACCAUUUUUGUUACCCUCCACUGGACUCUCUCCAUGUUGUCCACAUCUUUUCUAUAGUGAGGGACCCAAAACUGAAUACAGUACUCUAGGUGUGGCCUCACCAGUGCUCUUUAGAGGAGAAUAAUCACUUCCAUUAACCUACUGGGAACACACCUUCAAAUGCAGCCCAGGAUGCCAUUAGCCUUCUUGGCAACAAGGGCACACUGCUGGCUCAUAUUCAGCUUAUUUUUCACUGUAACCCUCAAGUCCUUUUCUGCAGAGCUGCUGCCCAGCCAGUCAUCCCCCAGCCUGUACUGGCACAUGACUUUGUUCUGUCUUAAGUGCAGGACUUUGCACAUGUCCUUGUUGAACCUCAUGAGAUUUCUUUUGGCCCAAACCUCCAAUUUAUCUAAGUCACUCUGAAUCCUAGCCGUAUACUCCAGUGCAUCUACAAUUCCCCCUGAGCUUGGUGUCAUCUGUAAACUUUCUGAGGGUACCCUCUAUGAGGUCUUCCAGGUCAUUGAUGAAGACAUUGAACAAAACUGGCCCCAGCACCGACCCCUGCAGCACUCCACUUGAUACUGGCUGCCAACUAGACAUUGAGGCAUUGAUUACUACUUUCUGAGCCUGAUGCUCCAGCCAGUUUUUAUCCAUCUUACUGUGUGUCCACUGGUCUCUCCACAUCCACAGAACCUUGUCAUAGAAAGCAAUCAAGUUGGUCAGGCAUGAAUUGUCUCUGGUGAAUCUAUGCCGACUGUUCCUAAUCACUUUUUCUACCCCAAGUGCUCUGAAAUGGAUUCCUUGAGGAUCUGCUCCAUGAUUUUUUCCAGGGACUAAGGUGAGGCUGACUGGUCUGUAGUUCUCUGGAUCCUCCUUCUUCCCUUUCCUAAAUAUGGGCACUAUGUUUGCCCUUUUCCAUCCAUUUCCAAUCAUGUCCAGCUUCAUACUGGAGCUCUGAGCAAUCAUAUGGCUUUUUUACAUAAAGUGCAACUUCUCCUCCUCUUCUCCCCUGCCUGUCCUUCCUGAACAGUUUGUACUCAUCCAUGACAGUGCUCCAGUCAUGCGAGCUAUCCCACCAAGUCGCUGUUAUUCCAAUCACAUCAUAGUGCCAUGACUGUGCAAGGACUUCCAAUUAUUCCUGCUUGUUUCCCAAGCUAUGUGCAUUUGUGUACAGGCACCUGAGGUAACUAGUUGAUUACCCUGAUUUUUCAAGAAGUGUGCCCCCCUGUUGUCCCCUCCUGUUUGCUCUUCCUCCAGGUCUUCCACUUUUCCACUUACGUCAGGGCUUUAGUCUCCAUCCCCCAGUGAACUGAGUUUAAAGCCCUCCUCACUAGGUUAGCAAGCCCAUCUGCAAAGAUGCUCCUCCCUCUCUUCAUCAGGUGGAUUCUAUCUCUUCACAGAAAUCCUUCUUCUUGGAAGAACAUCUCAUGGUUAAAGAAGCCAAAUUUCUCCUGCACAGCCAGGUAUUGAUCUGUAGGAUGCUCCUGCUCGAGCCCUUUCCCUUGACUGGAAGGAUAGAUGAGAACACAACCUGAGCCUCAGGCUCCCUCACCCUUGCACCCAGAGCCUUGUGGUCACUCUUGUUAUGCUCAUCGUCUUCCCUGGCAGUAUCAUUGGUGCCCAUAUGGAUGAGCAGCAUGGGGUAGUACUCAGAAGGCCAGAUAAGUCUUAAUAGUCCCUCUGUGACAUCUUGGAUCCAAGCUCUUGGAAAACCUCCCAAGACAACAGGUCAGGUCAGUGGAUGGACACUUUCAUCCCCUACAGAAGGGAGUCUCCAAUCACCACCACCCAUUGCUUCUUCUUGGUGGCAGUUAUCUUGAUCCUUUCCACUCUGGUGAGGCCUGGCCUGUCUUCCUCCACCAAUGGAAUGUGCUCCUCCCUUUCUGCUGCUAGGGCUGCAUAUCUGUUCUCCAGAUGAAUGAUUGCAGGUAAACAUGAAGAUCAAUGCUUGCUGCCAGAAGUUAUAAGCGUCCAGCUUCCACCCUCUUGGGUGUCCAUGUCCUCUCUCUUCUCUAGCACUAUAUCUGGCAUUUCUUCCUCCAUAGUCCCAGAGGUCUCCUCCAGCAUUGAAUCAAUGAAUGCCUCAUGACACAGGAUGCUUCAGAGCCUCGCCACCUUCUCCUGUAUUUCUCUUGCCUGUUCCUGGAGAAACACCGCCAAGAGGCACCACUCACACUUCAAGCACUCCCUGACCUGGCCAUCACUGGAAGGAACCCACAACCCACAGUUCCCACAGUGCCAAACCUGGAUUUGGAUGGAAACUUCAAUGGUAAGCAGUCCUGCCUGGACAGAAGCCUCACAGUUGCAAGCAGUGGCUCUGGCAUUGUUAUGUUUUCCAGCCAUUUCCUGGGUCUCUUAAUCUGCCUUCUCUCUCUUACUGAUAAGGUAAAGGUACAUUUUUAUACUGCAUUUUUAAAGAAGAAAUUCACAGAUUCACACAGAUGGGUGGUCUGAUGGAUUAGCUUUUACUAGCUAAUACCAUUUAGCCACAUGUCCCUGUUUGCAGCCAAUCCCAUCUAAGAAGGUAUUCACUUUGGAGGAUACAGAAACCCUUAGCAGACAUUUAAGAACAUCUGCUCAAUAUAACUAGUUACCAAUACAUAGUUUCAUUAUGCACCUUUAUUCAUCAUCUCAGUUGCGUUUCCCUUGAUUCUGGAUCUAGCCUUUUGGUUUGUUUUCUACUGAACGCUGUUCAUUGCCUGACAUGGUGUGCUACGCCUACCACUUGUAGAAACUUCUGGCAUGUAUGUAACUACUUCAACUAGUACAGAUAUUAUAAAGAGAAAAACUGUUUCUUUUCUGAAAAAUGGGUUUGUCUUCCAUGGAAAUUCUAGCUGAGUACACACAUCUUAUAUCAUACUGCAGUUGGUUUUAGAUGAACCAGUGGAAGUUUAUUCAUAGCAAUGGUUGAAUAUUAGGAGCCAUUUUUAAAGGACAGUAAGCACAAUAAAUUUUUACAUGUCAUUAUGUGGUUCAUAAUCACAUUUUCGAAAAGUAUUUAGAGACUUAGGGCUAGAUCACAAAUGAUUUAAGUGCCUCCCAACUGCCACCAAAGUACCUUGUUCCAAAUUUGCGUCUUUAAACUACUUAACUCCUGCCUAACCUUAGAGAUAUGUAAAGUCUCCAGGUUUUAUAGUUGUAACAAUAAACUUAUUCUGCUAAUAGGUUGAGAAGUGCCCAUAUGUCAUGGGUAUUGAGCAACUACCAACACAGCUCAUGUAUAAGCCCUGUUAGGAUCUGCAAACUAAGCAUUCCUCCAUUCAGUUUACUUAUGGAACUCAAAACAGAGGGUGUUCUCAGAGCCAGCAAGGUAAGAUCUCACACAAAAGGUAGGAGGAGGGCCUGGUGCUGCCUCCCCACUUUGCCAAUAGCCAGAGGCAGAUCCAGAAUGGGUGCAGUGGCAUGAGUACCUCCACUGCUGCUUUCAGCUGAUGCUGCAGGAACAGCUACCAGGCAUUUUUUUAAGUCCCUGAAUUGGAUGAGAAUUCCUCCUCCCUCUCUUCCCCUCUGUGCUUAGCGGCAUGAUCCCUUCUCUCCCUUCCCCUGCCCGUAGCUGUUGCUGUCACUCAUGGCCCCAGGGAUGGGACACAGGAGGCUCCAGAGCCACUCCUAUGCACUCCAAUUGGGUUCUGUGGGGAGCCUGGCUCAGUUGGUGAGAGCAGCAGGCAGUUUCUCAUCUUUAGUCCCCUGCUCGGUGUUCCCAGGGAGCAGGCACAGUAGAAAGGAUACCAAUCUCCUGCCACCUCUACUGCCACUGCCACUUUCAACUGCCACUGUCAGUGCCUCAGCCUGACUCCACAUACAGUCCAGCUGGAGCAGGGAAGGAGUAGCUUGGGAGCCUCCCUCCUCACCACUGCCCCUGGGUCAAUUAGUGACAGCAGAAACAGGGGCAGUGGCUAGUGGGAGAGUGGGAAAAUCAUACUGUUGCUGAGUGUGGAGGUGAAGGAAGGGGGAGGGUGGAAACUGGGAGCAGGGGUGUAGAUACUCCUGUGGUUCUGGUUGCUGCUCCCACACCCCCUUUUCAAAAUCCUGGAUCCACCCAUAACAAUAGCCCAGUGGUUAGAGUACUGUCAUAAGAUAUGGGAGUUUCAUAAAUUUUAUAGAUACUAGGGCUGGAAGGGACCUUGGAAGAUCAUUGAGUCCAGGCCCUUGCCCCAGGGGCAGGAAGUCAGCAGGGAUCAUAGGUUACCAGCAAGAUAAACAUCCAGAUAUCUUUUGAAGGCGUUCAAAGUAGGUGCUUGAGCCACCUCUGGCAGCAGUCUAUUCCAGACCUUGGGGGCUUGGACAGUAAAGAAGUUCUUCCUUAUGUCCAGCCUGAAACAGUCAUGGAGGAGUUUGUGACCAUUCGACCUUGUCAUCCCUUGGGGUGCUCUGGUGAACUUGGUAAGCACCCCUGAUAAACUUACAGGUGGCAACCAGAUCAUCCCUGAGCCUGCGCUUUUCCAGGCUGAAGAGUCCCAUGGCUCUCAGCCUCUCUUUAUAAAGUCUGUUUUUAUGACCUCUGAUCAUGUGCAUGGCUCUCCUCUGCACCCUCUCAAGCUUCUCCACAUCCUUUUUGAAUUGUGGAGCCCAAAACUGGACACAGUACUCCAGCUGCGGCCUCACCAAGGCCGAGUACAAUGGGAGAAUGAUGUCCUGGGAUUUGCUUGAGAAGCAUCUGUGGAUGCAAGCAAGCAUUCUGUUUGCUUUACUAGCAGCAGUAUCACAUUGAAGGCUCAUGUUCAUCUUGUGGUCAAUCAUGACCCCCAAGUCCCUUUCAUCUGUAGUGCUAGCUAGAGUAGUACUGCUGAGCCUAUAAAGAUGCUGCAGGUUUUUCCUCCCAAGGUGGAGAACCUUGCAUUUUUUGGUGUUAAACACCAUCAGGUUCUUGUCCGCCCAUUUCCUGAGCGUGUCAAGGUCAGCCUGGAUCACCCGCCUGUCCUCAGAUGUGGGUGCUUUAUCCCAGAGUUUGGUGUCAUCAGCGAACUUGGGCAGUCCACUCCUGAUACCAAAGUCCACAUCUUUAAUGAAGAUGUCAAAUAGUAAGGACAGCACCUUGGUCACAGGGCACCAUGAGGAUUGACUUCCGUCAACCACCAUCCUCUGAGUCCUACCACGGAGGCAAUUCCCCAGCUAGUGGAUCGUGCUGAGGCCAAGGCCAGAGUUAGCCAGUUUUGCUAAGAAGUGAUCAUGGGAUACCAGAUCAAAGGCUUUUUUAAAGUCAGAAUAUACAACAUCAAUCUCUUCUCCCUUGUCUCGCUGAUAGGUAACCUGGUCGUAAAAGGAAAUAAGAUUGGUCAAGCAAGACCUACCCACAACAAACCCAUGCUGGCUAUCCCUCAGGAUGUUGCCAUCAGCUAGUCUGUUAAGAAUUGACUCUAUGGAUCAGAGAAAAAAACAUAAGCAUGUGUGUGUUUGUGUGUUUGCAAGUGGUGGUGAAGAGAAAGAGGUUCCCUAGUUGUUAUAGAAUUCAUGUGGUUAUAAAAAAAAAUGAGAACAUCAUGUAGAGAUGUAGUACUGUACGUAAAAUGUAUGACAUGUUCCUCCUUCUCUGCUGAGCCCUAGUGAGGCCACAGAUGGAUUAUUGUAUACAACUUAAGGCACUUUACUUCAAGAAAGAUGAGAAACAAUUGGAGUGAAUCCAGAAGAAAGCAACAGCUAUGAUCAAAGGUCUAGAAAACAUGACCUAUAAAGAAAGAUUGAAAAAGUAGAUUUGUUUAGUCUAGAGGAGGAAAAAAACUUAAGGGAGAUGUGAUAACAGUCUUCAAAUAUGUAAAAGGUUUCUGUAAAGAGGAGGUAAUAAAUUGUUUUCCGUGUUUCCUAUGGAUAAGACAAAAGUAAUGGGUUUAAACUGCUGCAAGGAAAAUUCAGGUUACUCACUAGGAAAAAAGAAAACCUUUCUAACUGUAAAGAUAGUUACACACUGGGAUAGAUUACCUGGGGAGCAGUAGAGUCUACAACCUGUAGAGUCUUAAAAAGAAGUUAGACAAACAUCUGUCAGGAAUGGUCUAGGUAUAAGUGAGUAUUCUAACCACUGGGGUAUUAGGUAAAAGGGGGCUGCCAGCUACUCUGUUGCUACUUCCUGCUGUCAUUACCAUGCUUUGUAUGAAAUGUCUGACUUAAAUCAAUUUCAGGAAGGUUUCCAUGGCUGUCAAUCCCAACAGGGGGAAAUUAAAAUUAAGAUACUUAGUGCUAGAUCCAAGUUACCCACGGAGAGGACUCUCCCUUCCAGUCUCUGCUCCCAGGACUCUUUAUGCAUUUUACAUUAGACAGUUAUUGGAUAAGAAACAGAAAUACACAGGCAGCAGUGCCCAUAACCCAGGAUUCUCUCCUUUGAGAGAAAUUCUCUUUUUUAUUUGGCUAUAGUCACACUCUCUGCUUGCUGUUCUUCUGGUCCUGUGGAUCUUGCACUCUUGGUUGAAGAGAGAGUAGAACCUUCUAGUUUAGUGGUUCCCAACCUUUUCUUGCCAUGACCCACUGCUGGGAGCAGAGUACGGCAGUGGGGGCGGGGGAGUUCCCAGCAUGCAGUGAGGAUCAUCCUUUGUGUGCAGCACCGCCAGCAUUGCUCUCGCGACCCUCAUUUGGGUCAUGACCAGAGGUUGGGAACUGCUGUUCUAGUUAGAGCAUACUUCUGGGAAACUGAAGAUUUGGAAAAAAUGUAAGAUAUCUAACAUUUGUUGUCAUAAGGUACUAGUAAGGCCUCAUACUUAUAUAAUUCUUACUAGUGUAACUCUGAAUAUUAUUAUCCAUAUGAAAUUAUCCUUAUUUGAAAUCUGUCAGUUUUUUUAUCUAGUGGCAAUGAUUUCCACAGGUUAGUUAUGAAAAAGUAUACCUUUUAUCAGUUCUAGCUUUUUUACCUUUUCAUUGCAUGCCCUCUUGUUUUUUGUAUUUUAAAGAGGUAAAAAGGAAUUCCUUGUUCACCUUAUUUAUACUAUUAAGUAAUUUAUAUACUUUUAUACUGUUCCUUCUCCACAGAAAGUAACAGAAUCCAAUCAACCGCAAGAGAAGGCUGAGAGGUGACCUUGUGGUUGCCUAUAAAUUCAUCAUGGGGGCGCAGAAGGGAAUUGGUGAGGCUCUACUCACCAAGGCACCCCUGGGGAUCACAAGAAAUUAUGGCCAUAAGCUAGCAGAUAGCAGAUUUAGACUGGAUAUUAGGAGGAACUUCUUCACAGUUCGAGUGGCCAAGGUCUGGAACGGGCUCCCAAGGGAGGUGGUGCUCUCCCCUACCCUGGGGGUCUUCAAGAGGAGGUUAGAUGGGCAUCUGAACCCAGCACUCUUUCCUGCCUAUGCAGGGGGUCGGACUCGAUGAUCUUUUGAGGUCCCUUCCAACCCUAACAUCAAUGAAUCUAUGAAUUUCUUUGAUUCUGUCUUCUAAAAAAUCUUCAAGAAAAUGAACAAAUAUUGUAUUUCUCAGUGACAAAUAAAGCAAAGGGACCAAAAUACAAUUUUCCAUAAAUAGGAUAAUAAAGCAACAUUUUGGAGGUAAAAUGUAACAAAAAAGUGCUUAUUCUCUUGAAAGACAGAUGACAAAAAUCCUUUCCUCAGUUAAUAACUGCUAGAAUAUUAUGUAAUUAAUAACUGUAAAAUACCAGGGUUUUUUAGUUGUCUACACAAAUUGUAUUUUUCCCCUUAGUACAUUUCUGUAAUUACAGCCAUUUGCUUAAAUACUUCAGAGUUCUUAAAAAAUUGUAUAAAGGUAUUCCACUAUAUGUUUCCAAAAGUUGCACAUUUCUGUCUUAGACUACAUCAUCUCUUGCUGCAGAUGAAGAUAAUAACAUUAACCUUGGGAGUUCAUUUUCUACUUGUGCAACUAGUUCAGUUUGCACAGCUGGAAGACUUCUUUUUUUGUCUUCAGACUCUUUCCAGCUCUGAUUUGUUAUUGUUUGAAAUUCUGAGGAUGUUUUACACACAUUUACAGUGUACAACAUUUGGACACUGAUAAACGAAUGACAAGUAUGAUAUAAAGACUAGUAGAAGACUCUUUACGGUCUGUUCAGGGAGAAAUGCACAUCUGUCUCCAGCUGUGAAGCUAUUUAGGAUUGAAAUGACUAGUAUUGGGUUGGGAAGAGAUGGUAAUUAUUUUUGUCGUUGAUGUGAAGAUCAAAGGUUAUUCUCAGGAAGUAAGGACAGAGAAUUUACUAUUUAGAAGGAAAGAUUUAUACAGGACAUAAUUUGCUACAUGGUUUACACAUUAACCUGGUGCUAAUGCAUGUAGGUGACAGGGGAAAUAUAAACAGUCUUGAUAUAAGAUUAAUUAUAAUUGGUGAAAAGAAAAUUAAUCUACUGGUCUCAAAUCUCAUACGAGUUAGCAGAAUCUCCCACAGACACUACAUGCUAAUAUCAUGCUUUGAAAAGAAGCUGCUCAAUAGUAGACUUUUUGCUUACAACACAAAUCAUUUGUUCCUCUUGUCCUUUUCUUUUAAUAAUGAAACUACUACAUUCAGUGAUGGACUAAUAUUGCUCACAGAUUUCCUCGUAUAAAAAUGUAUCCUGAGGGUUUGUUGUAUUUAUAGACUCAAGUUAAAAAAUACAGUAGUAGCAGUUUAUUAAUGACUUUUCAUAAUUGAAUGUACCAUGACCUCAUGGUCAGUAGAUGAGAUGUAAUGUUUACUUCUCCACGGUUUCCUGAUGCCAGGCCAGAAUUCCAUAAAGCAAUUUUCUCAUGUUUCCAGUUCCUUAGUUAGGCAUACAAAUAAAACUAAUUUUCUCCUCUAAAAGAUCCUUCAGUGUAAAAUACAAACACACAAGUUGUGUGAUCAGAGAAGAAGAAACUAAAUAAACCAGGUGGUAAGAAAUGGUGAUGUAUCUGUGAGCAUGCCACUUUAACUGAGAUACUAUUGUGAUGUGAAAACCCUCUAUUUUUUCAAUAAUGUUGACAAACACAUAAUAACUCUUCUGUUUUAAAAACCUACUUAAGUAUAUAUUUGUAGGUGCUGUAAAUAAAUAGGAUCUUAUUUCUCUUGAUAGGGCCCUAUGCUGCUCUCAUUUACUCUAGUUUAAAUCUGGAAUACAUGUGAGGUUUGAAUAAAGUCCUAAGCAAGCAGAAGAUGUAAGAAGACUGUUGUUCCUAGUUUACAUGCCUCUAUAUUAUUUUGGGGGCAGGAAGGAAGAAGAAGUAGGGAAGGGGUCGCAAAAGAAGAAAGGGUCUAGAAAAGUCAGUAAAUGCAGCUCAUUUGAAGACAUAUAUUAUAGUUACUUGUUUCUAUGCAAAGAGUACAAGUGUGCAUUUAGGUGAGUUCUAAGUGACUAUCUGAAGCUUGAGGAACAAUAUAAAGUGCUGCUGGUUGCUAGCUCCCUACCAGCCUGAUUUUGUUUUCAUUUUCAUACUUUAAAAAUAAUGCAUGUAGGGACCUGGGGUGUAUCCUUCUUAGAUAGUUAUGUAUUAUUGAAUUAUUAUGUUGGACUUUUCUGGGUGCUCAAAGAAAGUGGGAUAUGGAUAGAUUGCUCAGAUAUAUCCUAAAUUUCCCUUUCACAAGGGAAGGUCAAUAAGAUAGUUGUGGACAGGUAGCAAUUGGGGCAGCAGCCCUGAAUACCACCUUUCUGGGAGGUGGAGUGGGGAAGGACAUAAAAAAGCCACCUCUCUAGUUGCUACUCAGGGUGUGUUCCCAUGAAUGUACACGUGUGGUUUGCAGCUCCUCAGAUGUGUCUGUAGCACUGUAAACUGUAUGCCCUGCACAUGCAGGCAUUCUCUGGACUACUGAUUUGCAGCGUAGUGGGUUUUUUGACCCCAGGAGAUCCCAGUGUCAAAAAAAACGGUGCCAGAAAAAAGUGGUGCACUUGGUGGCAGCGUGUGCCUCCCAAAACCAGAGCGCGGUCAGCCAGAGCCAUGCUCCAGUUGUCAGUCAGGCUCUGUGAGACCAAUUUGCUAGCCUAGAUAAGGCUGCUGGGGACAGCCCAAGUGCUGGCCCCAGCCUCCCCUACUCUACCCAGGGUAACUUUCUGCAUGCCAAAGCACACAUGCAGAGGCAUUCCCUGGGGACAGCCAGCAGAGGCACAAAUAUACCAAUGCUGCCCCAUGUGGACCUGCUUCCUGAAGCACAGCUCUUUUGUGUUACACCUCUGAGGAAGGGAGUUCUACACAUAGAGGUUUCAACCGUGAGUGUAGACCUAUGGUGCAUAAGCCAGCCUCUGGUGGCUUUAUCCCAUACAGAGCACAAUAAGGUUAGCAACAUUCAUGGAUCUACCACCCCAGAAUUUUGUGCAUCUAGAAUUGUGUGGUAACCAUAAUACCUCUAACUUUUCAAUUUCCUUCUUUCUCCUCUCACUACAUGAUUAUUAAUGUGCUUUUGCCUGCUGCACAUUAAAUUUAGUACCUUUAAUGUGAGGCUGCCAUAAUGUGCAGUAGUGAAAGUAGCGAUGCUAAAUGCUCAGUGGCCUAAUUUUACUGCGCAUAAGUGUUUUUGCCAUGAUGCUCAAAUGCAGCUUAAAAUAGGCUACUGUGCAUUAAAGUGCACAUGUAGACAUGCCCACUGUCUCUCAAGAGGAGGAAACAUCCUUUAUUCUUUGGCAUUAAGAAAACAAUAGCAAGGGGUACAAUUCUCCAAGAUUUGAAGGAAGAAAACUGUGUAUGGUUAUGGAACUGAGAGAAGGAGCACUAGCUCAGGGCCACUUUAAGAUUGGAGACAUUGUCUAAUUUUUAGUUUUUGGCAUGUGCUGAGUAGGAAGAGCAGGUAUGAACAUUAUACCUCUUGGCAGUGGUUCUGCACUCAGAACAGUGGCUUGUAGACAUGGAUUGUAUCACCAUCACUGACAUUUAAAAGACUUUAAGUAUAUAGUAUUAACCAUAAUUUGUAACUGAAAAAGAGGGGUGAAUUUUAUGCAGUGUAUAGUAGUAGAGAGAUUAUGGAUUAGGAUUGGUCCAUUCUUAUGACAGUUAACAGGAAACAUACUCAUGGUGUCAUCUGUUGUGCAUGUAAAAAUGUGUUCUAUGUGCUUCCUAUAUCUGCCUAUCACAAUCAUAUCUGCAUGAUUUCAGGUGGUCUGGUAAGCCUAUUUUAGCAACAUAAUAAGCACUACAAAAGUAGGUAGAAAGAAGCUAUUGUAUCAGUUAGAUAGAAAAUAAAUACAGGUCUUAAACUGCUGGUAGCACUUGACAUCUCCUCCCCUCACCCCUCUCUGUGAACCGUUCAAAAUGCAAUGCUAAAACUUUAUUGCACUUUGAACUUUCAACAUUUUUUCAAAGUAAUAAUAUUUAAAGUUAUUCUUGCCACGUCUUAUAUUUUUGAUUCACUUUCAUCUGAGUUGGAUUUUAUUUUUUUAGCAAAAAGCCCAAUGUCCUCAAAUAAAAAAAUAAGUUUGUAUAAAAAAAUAUGGAUAACAAAAUGGUUUGAAAUUAUAAAAGUUAUGUUACACAUUACCUGAUUUUUUUUGAAGUUUUGGCUCAGCAAAUCUUUUAUAACUACUAUUUUUUGUAAAGUAUAUUGGAAGAAAUUUUGUCACUUUUGUGAAGCUCUAAUCUUUAGUUUUCAUCCAGGUUGCACAGCAGGCACCAUGCAAAACCUAUCAAACACAAGAUAGGCAAUUCCCAUGUAAGACAUGUUUUCCAGCCGGAAUCUCUGCUGUAUACCAUAGGAAAAAUCAUACAUGUUGUGGAAGAAGUUCAAAAAACAAUCUACAACUGUGUUAGUCUCUUAAUAAAGACUCAUAAUGUUAGUUGGCAAAGUUCAGUACAUACUAGCAAUAGAUUAAAACUUCAUGGCAUCUUUUUGCAAGCCUUUACAGCCUGAAAGCACGGCUUCUGGAACAACUUCAGACAGUAAGGGAUAUUAGAGCAUAGCAAAACUUGGAAGUAUUUUAUAUUUUUAUGCCUAGUUUAUAGUUUUUGCUUACUUGUACAGCAAUUUUUAAGGAUCCUACAGAUACACGUGUGUUCCUUUAUGUCACUAGGGAAAACUGUCAGCCACCACUCAUUUAAAUAAUACUGGCUUUUAAAAAGGAAAUGUGUAAUAGCAAGUGCAGCAUUCAAUUCAACUUAUAUAUAAAAAAGCAAAACAAAAAGAAAUGAAAUCAAACAAAAAGAGUUUUCUUUCCUCCAAGCCAUGCAAAGACUUGUGAGCAUUAAAACUGUAGCUCUACAUAGAAUUUUUUUCUAAACAACUGUCAGAGAGCUGUUAAUGAAAACUGCCAUUAGUCAGGAAUGUUUAUGGUCAUCAGCCUUCAGGCUAGGUUUGUCAAAGGGAUAAUACAUGGUUACCUAAAAAAAGAGAAAAGAAACACUUUACAACUAAAUAGCAUUUUUAUACUUAAUUUAUCUACUUUGAAAAUGUAAACUGGCCAUUGCAAUCUUUCAAGGCUUAAAAAAGCUGUCACAUAUAUAGCAUGCCUGUGUGCUAAACCUGUAGGGGUGUAUUCUGAUUCUGUAUAAAAUACUAUGUAAUGUUUGGCAUUCCUAGCUGUGCCAACCAGAAAGCCACUGAUGUUAGCUCCAGAGAAAGGCCUGGAAUACCAAAUGAUUUCAUGGCAGCAAAUGUAAAAGUGACACAAGGAAACAUUAUUUUCAUACAGCAGGUAAUUGGGCUAUGGAAAUUGUUGAUGAAAGGCUGAGCUUCACAGGAUAUAAAAGAGGAUCAGAGAUUUUUAGGAGUAAUAGGAACAUCCAAUGCAUAAUAGUAAAGAUUAAAAAAAUAGCCAGUAAUUUUAAACAGAAACCACACAGAGGCCAAGUACAGACAUUUUUAUUGAUAUAACUGCUCAGAAAUCAGUCAAAACCUGUAACAGUAUAGAAGUUCAGUGCUUUUAGACUGGUUUGAAAAUGGUGGAUUCUGGUGUAAGAUUGACCUGGAUCGAUGUAGUAUCUGACUUAAGCAAUUUAGGUUAGAUGGGUAUAUUGAAUAUCUGUACCAGAACCUCUCCCAACUCGUUAGGUCACAGUACCCCAGCAUCCCAGGCUCCCUGCUAACCUCCCCCUUGAAGGGAGGAUGUCAGUGGUAUCUGGGUGGUGGGGGAAGGGGAGUGGAGGCCCCUGUCAUGUGGCCCCCCAGCUGUGCUGGUUUGGGUCUGGGGGGACUGGGGCCAGGGCCAUGCCUGUGUGGCAGGGGCCUCUGCUCCCUUCCCCUCUUGCUACUCAGCUUGCCUUACAGCCACACAGCUCCUAGCCCUGUGUCCUGCCUGCUCCUGUCAGGCAGGCUGGGGAGCAGGGGGAGGAGAGUGGAAGCCUCUGCUGUGUUGGGCCUCCCCAGCUGUGCUGGCUCAGGUCUGGUCUUUCCCUUCCCUGUCUGCUACUUAGCCUGCAUGGCAGGCAGGCAGGACAUGGGGCUGGGAGACACAUAGCUGUCAGCUGGACCUACAGAGGCCCCCAGCAUGUAGACAGCCCCUAGUCCCACCAGACGUGAGCCAGCACAGCUGUGGGGGGACAGGCCUGUGCAGCAGGGGCUUCUGUUUCCCCUCACUGACCAACUCGGGCACAGUUACAUGGUUCUCAGCCCUGCAUCAUGCCUGUCCCUGUGACACAGAGCACUGAGGUGCCCUGUUCCCAAAGAGGGGGAAAACUGCUAGGGAGAAAGCCCUAGCAGGGAAUAAGGAGCCCAGCUGUGGGUUGCCAGGGCAACCAGGGAAGGUCAGCUGACCAGAAGGGGCGGGGCCUGGCUCCCUUAUAAACCCUAGGGGCUGGGGCUAAAGGUAGUUCCCUGCCAGCUGCCAAAGAGGAAGGAGCUCUCUGCCCUGGGGGAGAGGGGCAACCUGAUGCAGGGGAUGCAUCUGAGAGUUAAAGGGUCACUGGUAGGACUGAAUGUUGUUUGGGCUGGUUGGCUUCUGUUUUUGUUAUAGCCGAAGGGCUUGUGUUUACGUUGUUGUUUGUGACUGGUGGUUUGGGAGAGGCUAUUAGGGGUUGGAGGAGGCCUCAUAGGGAGCUCACAGAGGAGUGUGAGGACCCCAGUGCCAGUGAGGCAGCAGCGUUGGGGGUGCAUAGACCCCAGCCCUAGAGAAGGGCAGUUGAGAAUCCCCAGAGAGGGGGCAUUUACUGAGAGACCCCAGUGAGGGUCUGGUGAGCCCUAGAGAGGGGGCGGCCUUAUUGAGAAGUCCAGUGUGGGCAUGUUGAGCCCAGAGAGGGUGGCUUGACAGAGAAGGCCCUGAAAGAGGGUGGCCUGACAGAGAAGGCCCAGAGGGGGGCAGCAGUAUUGAGAAGCGCCCUGAGAGGUGUCAAAAGCCCCAGAGAAGGGGGCAGUUACUGAGAAGCCCCAGUGCAGGCGUAGUGAGCCCCGGAGAGGGGGCGGCACUACCGGGGAGCCCCAGAGAGGGGGUAGUUGCCAAGAAGCCCCAGAGGAGGGGGCAUUAUUGGGGGAGCCCCAGAGAGGGGGCAGCAUAACUGAGGAGGCUCAGAGAGGACAAAAAGGGCGUAAUUAGGAACAACUAUUCCAUUGGCGAGGUGUGGACUGUGGUGUAGGGGAGGAAACGGUGCCGCAGAUAGCGCCCCCUGGCAGCGGGGCAGUACAAGGGCAGCCUCCUGCUAAUUAACACCAAUUAAUUAAUUAACAACAAGGUGUGGCAGGCUAGUAGGUGGGCGGUUGCCCCCAGGAACAGGUGUGCGGGCCACAUUUGGGUUGGCCCAGAUUGUGUACCUGUCACACCCUGUUAGGCAGGUUAGGUGAGGUGGGGAGUGAGGCUUACACCAUGCUGACUGGCCCUCACCCCCCCCUCCCCCAGAUCCAUCCUCCUGGCUGCCACUGACAGCUAGCCACUGGUGGAGUGGGGCUGAGGAAAGGGUCCCUACCAGGCAACCAGAGGUGGCUGGCUACUUGGCUGAGCUCUGCAUUUUCCAGCAGCCUGCUGGGAGGUGUGCGAGAAUGCCCUAACCUGCUGGCCUCAGCCAGUGCAGGUAGUCUGCGUGCCCCACCACUGAAGGGUGAAUGUGUGCUCUGUUUGAUCCCAACCUAACCUAGGUCACUUGGAGUAAAGCACAACAUUUAGAUCACUUUUUCCUUGGGUUUUUUGAAUGUCUGUACCUGGCCAGAAGCUAUCACACUUCUAUUAAAGAGAAAAUAGGGAGAAUCUUUUGCCAUAUAAUGCCUUAUUACCUGGCCUCUGGGAAAUGAUGCAAUGAUCUAACCAGGUUUAUAUUGAAGCAGGAGGAAUGCAGCUGCAGGGAACUCCACCAUACCUUUCUCAUACUGGGGUCUCCCCAGUCUGGGGAAGAUAUGGAGGAAGCUUAGGGUGGCCAUCAUAGAGGACAUUCCAGUUUUCUGCAACUCUGUCCUCUGCCCUCCAUUGAUUUGAAACCUGAUGCCUUUAUGUCCUUUAUUUUUUCUUGAAGAGAAAAAUAGAGGACAUAAAGGCAUCGGGUUUUGAAUCAAUAGAGGACAACCAGACUGUCCUCUAUGAUGGCCACCCUAGGGAAGUUGCAGGAGGAGUCUAGCAGAAUCAGCUGGACACCUCUCAAUCAUAGAGCAGUCAAGAAUACCGGUAUUCAUUCUAGCAAGAGAAUCUCUCACAGGGGAGAUCUUCCAGAUCUUCUUCACAAGAAACUGAGUGCCUGUAUGCUGACAAUUUCUACCAGGAGAGUGGUGAUUCUCCCAGUAGAAACGUAGGCCAUGUCCAGAUAAGCGCAGAUGUUUAAUUCCUGGGGAGAAGUAGCAGUGGUGCACCUUCCACCGCAGCUACUUGUCCCCAGGGAACACCCAUGCCAUGCGUACUCUGGUGCAUGGCAAGUUACCUUGGGAGUGGUAGGGGAGGCUGAGGCCAGUACUGUGCUGGCCCCAGCAGCCUUACCUGGGGUUCUGGGGGUCUCAUGGGGCUGCACAAGUGGCAAUCCUGCCUGGCAGAGCCUGGAUGGCAGCCACAACACAACUUCAGGUGGCCCAGCUCUGCUUUUCAGUGGCAUGCACUGCCUGUGUGUGCACAGUGCCACUUUUCUUUUCCCCAUGGGUUUUUUGACAGCUGGAUAUCCUUUCUCUAGCAUUAUAGAUUUUUUUUUCCUGUGAGUUUUUUGGACUCCUGCAUAUCCAGGGGUAAAAAAGCAGUGCAGUGCAUGCAUGGGCAGUGCACCUUUGCAGUGCAGAGAACACCUGACUGUGUGGUAUGUGGGGCUGCAGAAGAGUUUGCAGUACCACAUACUACAUGGCUAUGCUCAUCUGGAUGCACCCAUAAUGUCUGUAUGUGGCCUACGUAUCUGCUACACUAAGUUGGAGUGAUCAGGGUCUUCUUACAUAUAGGCUAAGUGCAGGUAGUCAAAAAGCCUGAAGCUGAAUCGAUUCAAUCUUCUCAGGUUAGUCAAAACUGAGUAGAUUGAAUGCAUAAGUAGGUGAACAGACAUUCACUUUUGAUUCCAUACAUGCAGCCACAUGCUUGUAGUGGCCCAGGCUAGUAGCCAGAAGCACUAGACAAUGACUUCCUGCUUAGCUGGUGCAGAAAACGUGGACAAAAGCUAGCCCACCCUUCCCAUAAGAAGGGUUUUGCAGGAUAGGUACAAAACAUCCUGGGAUGUUGGAGGACUGGAAUCCUGAGAUGCUGGAGGGAAUCUGUGACAAAAGUUCAAUAAGCUAAUUUAACCUAAAUCAGUUAAAUCUGAUAAUACAUCCAUCCAGGUUUAUUUUAAACCAAUUUCAGCCAUUUUGAAAGCAGUUUAUAUGCAAUGAACUUCUGUUGUGUUUACAGAUUUGAACCAAUUUGCAGCCAUUUGUACUAGUUUAUGUGUAAUUUCUUUCCCUAGCCAUAUUGGGUUUUCAUACCCUCCUCCAAUCUUUCUCUGUAAAUUAACAUCUAUAAAUGCAUCCACACAUGCAAGCGUGUGUGCUUUCAGCAGCUCCAGUAGAAGCAGUGGAAAUUUGAACUAGGGCUUUUUGCCUCAGCACACGUGCCUGGACAUGCACUUCAGUGUGGGACAAAUUGUGCCACUUGGGGCAAAAUAUCCAUGCCUAGCUCGUUCCAGAUCUGUAGCCAGGGGGAGCUAGAGCCUGGGGCCAGCACCUGUGCUGGCCCCAGCAGUAUAAAAACCUGCCCUAGCAAGCAGCUCAGAGCUACUCUUUCUCAGGAGCUUCUGGGGCCCAGCCAAUUGGUAUUUGGGGACAUUAGCCCCUUGUGUCAGCUGGACUACUGGACAGCAUCCCAAAUCCAUUUUUUAAAAUACCCCAAAAUCCAUGUUCUUCCACAAUUAGAACAAAAGACCACUACACUCUCUCUCUCUCUCUCUCUCUCUCUCUGUAUAUGGUGUGUGUGAGAUAUCAGUUGGGCAAUACUUUAUUGAUAUAUUUACAAUUUUAAAUCAAUUUGGAAGCCUACCAUUGUCUCCACCAUAAUAAUAAAAUAAAUUCUAAAUAUC